AUGGCUGUCGACGUCUUUGCGGUUCCCGUCUUCCUCGUCAUCUUCCGAGAGACUCUCGAGACUGUCAUCAUCGUCUCGGUCUUGCUUGCUUUCCUCAAGCAGACUCUUGAUGGUCCCAAUGGCGAUAUCAAGGUGUACAAGCAGCUUAGACGCCAGGUCUGGCUCGGUACCGGUAUAGGCUUCUUCAUCUGCAUGAUCGUUGCCGCCGCCCUCAUCGGCGUCUUCUACACCGUUGGCAGCAACUCGUGGGCCAAGAACGAGUACUAUUACGAGGGUGCCUUUUCCCUCUUCGCCGCCAUCAUCAUCUCCAUCAUGGGUGCUGCUCUGCUUCGUGUGGGUAAGAUGCAGGCCAAGUGGCGCGUCAAGCUCGCCAAGGCCCUUGAGUCUCCCCUCAAGGCCGGUUCCAAGGGCUGGUUCAAGAAGUCGCUCGAGAAGUACGCCAUGUUCGUCCUUCCCUUCAUCACCGUCCUGCGUGAGGGUAUCGAGGCUGUCGUCUUCGUUGCUGGUGUGUCCUUCUCCGCCUCGGCCAAUGCUGACUGCUUCAGGGGUGGUUCGAGCACCAAGCUCCAGCUCUUCCUUGUCGCCUCGACCUGCCUUCUGUAUCUCGUCGGUGCUGGUCUCUUCUCUCGCUCCGUCUGGGCCUUCGAGUUGGCCAAGUGGAACGAGUACAUUGGCGGCGAGGCUGACGAGUUUGGCAAUGGCCCUGGCUCAUAUGAUAUUGACCAGAGCGUCUGGCACGUCAAUUGCUGUGCCUCUACCGAUACCAUCCAGAACGGCUGGAGCAUCUUCAACGCCAUCCUGGGCUGGACCAACUCGGCCACUUAUGGCUCCGUCAUCUCGUACAACCUGUACUGGAUCUGCGUCAUGAUCGGUUUCAUCAUCAUGCGGUUCCACGAGACCCACGGCCGAUGGCCCUUGAUGAAGGCCAAGGCCCCUGCUGCCGCUGUCAACGAUACCGAGAGCCAUGACAGCUCUACCGUUCCCAAGAACAUCCCCACCGAGAAGACCACCACCGUUGGAUCGGCGUAA
This is a messenger RNA of Fusarium vanettenii 77-13-4, 1029 nucleotides long. RefSeq lists its product as uncharacterized. Lineage: Eukaryota; Fungi; Ascomycota; Sordariomycetes; Hypocreales; Nectriaceae. Gene Ontology annotation, cellular component: plasma membrane; high-affinity iron permease complex. Gene Ontology annotation, biological process: iron ion transmembrane transport. The transcript is spliced from 4 exons. Bases 1 to 1029 code for a protein of 342 amino acids. The record is from RefSeq and is a predicted model, not a curated record. Gene Ontology annotation, molecular function: ferrous iron transmembrane transporter activity.